CCCAUUGAUCCCCAAUGAUGACGCCAUUGACCCCAUUGAUCCCCAUUGACCCCAUUGAUCCCCAUUGAUCCCCAUUGACCCCAUUGACGACGCCAUUGACCCCACCGAUGACGUCACAGGUGGUGGGGGCGGGGCUGGCGCUGCGCGGGUUCUGGCGCCGCCUGGCGGUGGAGUGCGGGUCCCUGUCCCCAUUGAACCCCAUUGAUCCCCAUUGAUCCCCAUUGAUCCCCAUUGACCCCAUUGACCCAUUGAUCCCCACUGACGACGCCAUUGACCCCACCGAUGACGUCACAGGUGGUGGGGGCGGGGCUGGCGCUGCGCGGGUUCUGGCGCCGCCUGGCGGUGGAGUGCGGGUCCCUGGGGGCGGCGCUCGCGGCCGCUCGGGCCGGCGCCGACAUCGUCCUGCUCGACAACUUCCCGCCCGAGGAGCUGCGGGAGGUGGCGGCCGAGGUCAAGGUCAAGUUCCCGGGGGUGACGGUGGAGGCCAGCGGGGGGGUGACCCUGGAGACCCUCCCCCGCGUCCUGGGGCCCCACGUGGACGUCGUGUCCAUGGGUCUGACCCACGCGGCCCCCGCGCUCGACUUCUCCAUGGCCGUGCUGCCCCCCGAGUGAUGGGGGACCCCGAAACGCGGCGAGGGGACCCCAAAAAAUACGUCAUCAGGACCACAAAAUCCAGCAUCGGGACCCCAAAAUCCAGCAUCGGGACCCCAAAAUUCAUCAAUGGGACCCCCGAAAUUCAUCAUCGGGACCACAAAAUUCAUCAAUGGGACCAGAAAAUUCAUCAAUGGGACUCAUCAUCGGGACCCAAAAAUCCAGCAUUGGCACCCCAAAAUCCAGCAGUGGGACCCAAAAAUACGUCAUUGGGAUCACAAAAUUUAUCAUCAGAACCCAAAAAUCAGCAUCGGGACCCAAAAACACGUCAUCAGGACCCAAAAAUCAGCAUCGGGACCCCGAAAUUCAUCAAUGGGACCCCAAAUAUUCAUCAAUGGGACCUGAAACUUGUCAUUGGGACCCAAAAAUCCAGCAUAGGGACCCAAAAACACGUCAUCAGGACCCCAAAAUACGUCAUUGUGACCCCAAAAUUCAUCAAUGGGACCCCAAAAAAUUCAUCAAUGGGACCCCAAAACUGUCAUCAGGACCCAAAAAUCUGUCAUUGGGACCUCAUAAUUCAUCAAUAGAUCCCCAAAAUCCAGCAAUGAGACCCCAAAAUUCAUCAAUGGGACCCAAAAAUCCAGCAUCAGGGACCCCAACAUUCAUCAUCGGACCCCAAAAUACGUCAUCGGGACCACGAAAUUAAUCAAUGGGACCCAAAGGUUCAUCAAUGGGACCCCAAAAACCUUGGGAAUGACUGUCCCUAAACUGCCAUAAUUAUACGAAUUUUUGUCCCAAAA
This is a messenger RNA of Columba livia (rock pigeon), 1391 nucleotides long. It is a transcript of the gene QPRT, whose product is annotated as quinolinate phosphoribosyltransferase. The record is from RefSeq and is a predicted model, not a curated record. Gene Ontology annotation, biological process: NAD+ biosynthetic process; quinolinate catabolic process. NCBI's taxonomy places the organism in Eukaryota, Metazoa, Chordata, Aves, Columbiformes, Columbidae. Gene Ontology annotation, cellular component: cytoplasm. Gene Ontology annotation, molecular function: nicotinate-nucleotide diphosphorylase (carboxylating) activity.